Messenger RNA from Exaiptasia diaphana, 3411 nucleotides. RefSeq names its product SCO-spondin. Gene Ontology annotation, cellular component: membrane. Lineage: Eukaryota; Metazoa; Cnidaria; Anthozoa; Actiniaria; Aiptasiidae. Gene Ontology annotation, biological process: cell communication. The record is from RefSeq and is a predicted model, not a curated record.
ACACCUUGAGCUUUCCCGUAUCGAGAAGAGUCAAGAUGACGGUGAUCAACGUUCUGCUUGCGUCUCUCACCCUUGCGUGUGCGUAUAUCACAGUUACACAAGCUGCGUACUACACGCAGGCUCCGCCGCCAGGCAGAUGGGGACCCUGGAGUAAAUGGUGUGAAUGCACUAAAAGGUGCCACGGGAAGAGGUGGCGUACUCGAGCUUGCUUGCCCUAUGGAUCUCGAUGRGCUUAUGGGAAAUCAAAGCAGAUUGAAAACUGCAGCAAAAACUGCCCUGUCAAUGGUGGCUAUGGCCCUUAUGGUGCAUACGGGCCUUGCAGUAAGUCAUGUGGAGGCGGAUACCAGACAUGCUACAGAAAAUGUAACAGGCCAAAACCACAGUACGGAGGGAAGUCCUGCCAAGGACCAGCAAGCAAGAGACGACGAUGCAAUGUCAGGAAAUGCCCAGUUAAUGGUGGCUAUGGCCCUUAUGGUGCAUACGGYCCUUGCAGUAAGUCAUGCGGAGGCGGAUACCAGACAUGCUACAGAAAAUGUAACAGGCCUAAACCACAGUACGGAGGGAAGCCCUGCAAAGGACCAGCAAGCAAGAGACGACGAUGCAAUGUCAGGAAAUGCCCAGCAUACGUUGGAUUUGAAAGACCAUUGUACAAGGUAAACGAAAAGGCUGGAAAGGUUGURAUCCGAAUUCGACGAAGUGGAGAUCUAUCCCGGAAGAUUGUUGCUCGGAUUUCGCUGCUACCAGGAGGUUCUGCUGGUAAAUCAGACCGUGGUCCAGUUGAUCGCAAUGUGGUAUUUCCAGCAAAAGUGAAAGUCCAGUCUGUAGUCAUCUCCAUUAAAAAUGAUAAAUUGGUUGAAAAAGCUGAAUUCUUCCGCAUUAAACUGUCCGGAAAAUCACCUGCUGUUUCAGCAAUKAAAUUUAAGAACACAAAAGUCAUCAUCAUCGAUAAUGAUGUCGUAAGAAUUGGAUUCCCUAAACCAGCUAGUCGAACUCUCKGAGAAAAUGUCAAGAAGUUCACAGUUAAGGUCACGAGAUCUGGAGCAUCCACACUCAAACAUUCUGUAAGUGUAAGGUCUGUUGAUGGAACUGCCACAAGUAAAGCACCAAAUGCAGAUUAUGUCAAAGUUAACCCUACUAAACUCURCUUUGGACCAAAAGACAGCUUCAAAACAGUUACUGUCACAAUAAUCGAUGAUAAAGUCGAUGAGAAACCAAACAUUGAGUUCUUCACACUUGUUCUCUCCCGCACCAACGACAAAAGGGUGGUGAUUGGUACAGGAAAGUUUACUGUCAGGAUCAAAGACAACGAUGUCAAUGGAAAAUGGAGCCCAUGGGGACGAUGGAGCAAGUGCACAAAGUCKUGUAAAUACGGAAGGCAAUCUCGUUCAAGAAAAUGUAACAAUCCCGCUCCAACACCAGGAGCUAAAGSCUGUAAAGGACCAUCAAAACAAUCCAGGAAAUGCAACCAAAACAAGCCAUGUCCAGUCAAUGGAAAGUGGGGCCCAUGGGGACCAUAUUCCAAGUGCUCAAAGUCAUGUAAGUCUGGAACGCAAUCUCGAUCAAGACAAUGUAACAAACCUAAACCAGCUCAUGGAGGAAAACCUUGCUCAGGACCAAAGAAACAAUCCAGGGAUUUCGCUGCUACCAGGAGGUUCUGCUGGUAAUUCAGACCGUGGUCCAGUUGAUCGCAAUGUGGUAUUUCCAGCAAAAGUGAAAGUCCAGUCUGUAGACAUAGACAUUAAAAACGAUAAACUUGUCGAAAAUGUUGAAUUCUUCCGCAUUAAACUAUCUGGAAAAUCGCCUGCUGUUUUUCCAGUUAAAUUUAAGAUCACCAAAGUUAUCAUUGUCGAUGAUGAUACAGUUGACGGCAAGUGGGGACCAUGGGGACCUUACAGCAAAUGCUCCAAGCCAUGUGGUGGUGGACAACAAACCAGGACGAGGAAAUGUAACAAACCUGCUCCAUCACGUGGUGGAAAGAAAUGCCCUGGAUCUGCCAAAAUGACAAAGAAGUGUAACACCAAGUGCUGCAAAGUGAACGGUGGAUUUGGACCAUGGUCGAAAUGGUCUGCCUGUGUGUGCAUGCCCUCCUCUUAUGGCCCACCUACACGUAAGCAAAAGAGAACCCGCAAGUGUAAUAAACCAAAACCAUCAUGCGGUGGUAAGAAGUGCCAUGGAAAAUACGUGGAAAUAAAGCCUUGCGGUAACGCAUACCUUCCACCUUGCAGUGCUGGAGUAGCAUUGUUUUGUUAUGUACACUGGAAGGAGAUUAAACGUGCGCAAUCUUCUCACCAUAUAUGUUCCUCUCAUUAUGCAGCCCCUGUCGACGGUGGGUGGAGUGCUUGGGGACCUUACUCCAAAUGCAGUGUGACCUGUGGACGUGGAGUCAAAACCUGCUUAAGAAAAUGUAACAACCCUGUUCCGGCUCACGGUGGCAAGGCGUGUCAGGGAUCAUCAACAAGAACCCAACCUUGUAAUACUGGUGUGAAGUGCCCUUCAGGCUGUUUGUACAAAGACAAGAGAUAUAGCGUCGGUCCAUUCAUAGAUGGCUGUAAAGCACGAUGCAACUGUGCCUCUAGUGGCCUGGUUUCCUGUGAGCCUAUCUGCCCAUCCUUGGUAUUAUGUACUGAAAACCAGUUCAAGAAAGACAAGAUAGUCCGUGUUAACGGAACAAAAUGCGACUGCUUUACGUCUUACUGUGUAGACAAACCCAAAGGUUGUUUGUACAAAGGCAAGAGGUAUAGCUUCGGUCCAUUCAUAGAUGGCUGUGAUUACCGAUGUUACUGUCAUGCCUCAAGGACUUCUCUACGUCAUACAGCUACGCUUCUUAGUCAACAACCCUUUGGCCGCAUCAUUUCCUGUGACCCUAUCUGCCCUGGUUUCAUUGAUGACGUAUGUGGUCUAAACCAGCUCCUGUUGUUUGUACAAAUACAAGAGGCAUAGCGUUGGUAAAUUCAUUCAUGGCUGUAAAGCACGAUGUAACUGUGCCUCUAGUGGCCUGGUUUCCUGUGUGCCUCUCUGCCCUCUUGUCUUUGUAAGAUGUGGUCGAAAACAAAUCAGGAAAAACAGGAAAAUUCUUGUUAAAGGAACAAAAUGCUACUGCACUAGACCUUACUGUGUCGACAAACCCAAAGGCUCGAAGUCUCGAUCGAAGUCAAGAUCGAAGUCUCGAUCAAAGUCAAGAUCGAAGUCUCGAUCAAAGUCAAGAUCGAAGUAUCGUUCCAAAUCAAAAUCAAGAUCAAAAUCAAGGUCUCGUUCAGGAUCAUACUAUGGAUAAAUGUAUGGAGGUGCGCCGCAACCGGAUUUCAAUAAUGGAAAAGAUAAAAUAAAUAAAGAUCAAAGGAGAUCGCAGUUACAGUAUUUAAUGUGAAAAUGCUUUAGAAAUACGAAAUAAACAGCUGGUGAAACUCUAGA